CGCUUUGGUCAGCAUCCUCAUCAGCAUCAUGCGCUUCUCGUGGACCAAGUUCAUGCGCUACGUGGGGCCAGGCUGGCUCGUGAGCGUGGCGUACAUUGGCCCGUCGAGCCUCGAGGCGCGGCUGCAGGCCGGCGCGUACACCAACUUUGACGUGCUCGGUGUGCUCAUGCUGAGCUUUGGCGUCGGCUUCUUCUUCCAAGUGCUCGCCGCCCGCCUCGGCACGGUCACGGGGCGUAGCCUCUCGGAGCAUUGCAGCGCCGAGUACCCGCGACCGGUCGCGCUCGUGCUCUGGCUCGUGGCCGAGGCCGCGAUCAUUGGCUGCGAUGUGCAUGAGAUCCUCGGGUCGGCGCUCGCGUUGCAUGUGCUUACGGGUAUCCCUCUCUGGAGCGGCUGCCUCGUCAUCGGCUGCGCGACGUUUGCCUUCCUCUCGCUGCACGUGCUCGGCGUCCGCUACGUCGAGGCGUUCUUCACCGUGCUGCUUUUGGCCAUGGGGCUCUGCUUUGUGGUGGACUUUGGUCUGGUCAAAGUCGACUGGGCCGACGCCAUUGGCAGCGUCGUGCCCCUCAUCACGGACGUCAACGCGCGUGCGGCGAUGAACACGCUCGGCCCGGCCCUUGUGCCCCACAACCUCUUUCUGCACUCGGCGCUCGUCGCGCUCCGCCCGCUCAACCGCCGAGAUCGCUCCGCCGUGCGCGCGGCGACGCUCUACGCGUCCGUCGAAGUCGGCGUCGCGCUCUGCACCAUCUUCGUCGUCAACGUCGCCGUCCUCGGCCUCUUUGCCGACGCCUUCUACGCGGCCCCGUGCUCGGUCUUGCCGGAUCAAUCGGCUUGUCUCCCGCCUGCGACGGCCCUCUACUCGGGGUCGCCCGUAUACAACUACUACUCGCUCGCGCCGUGCCUCGUGCUCAACCACACCGUGAGCGACGACUGUCCACGCUGCGCCAUGGGCCACACCCAAAUGUACGGCUACUGCCAGCCGUUGGAGCUGGUGGAUGCCGGCAGCGCACUGCGCGACACGCUGGGCGCCCCGGCGGCCCACGCUUGGGCGAUCGCUCUCCUCGCAGCCGGGCAAGCGAGCACGAUGACGGCGACGUACGCUGGCCAGUUUGUCAUGGAGGGUUUUGUCCCGCUGCGCUUGCCAGCGUGGCAGCGCAUCGCCAUCACGCGCGUGCUCGCGCUACUUCCUGCGGUGAUGCUCGCCGUGUCCGCACUGGACAACAAGGGCGCGAUCCAUCCCACGUCGUUGCACGUCGUCCAGAGCCUCGCCUUGCCGCUGGCGCUCGUACCGCUUGUGACGCUUACAAGCUCCCGCAGCGUCAUGGGCAAAGGCUUCAUCAACGGUGCGCGCACGCGCAUGGCCGCGAUCGUGCUCGCAGGCGUGCUCUGCAUCCUCAACUUGUACGACGUUGGGUCUGCGAUCGCCGCCGUCGUCUGGACGUCGGCGAGAUCGUAUGCGACAACGGGCGCGAUGGUUGUGUAUGUGAUGGUGCUGCUGUACAUUACCCUGCUUGCGCCGCUGUGCGCGUGGCGCGCGUCGAUCGUCGAGGCCCCCGAGGCGAUUCUCGAGUCGCUUCUCGAUACGAACGAGGACGACGAUGCGGCGUGAGACGAGCGCGUUGCUGGUUUGAACGUGGUACAAAUGCAUCAUAUUACAAGG
This is a messenger RNA of Saprolegnia parasitica CBS 223.65, 1657 nucleotides long. RefSeq lists its product as hypothetical. Gene Ontology annotation, molecular function: manganese ion transmembrane transporter activity; cadmium ion transmembrane transporter activity. NCBI's taxonomy places the organism in Eukaryota, Oomycota, Saprolegniomycetes, Saprolegniales, Saprolegniaceae. Gene Ontology annotation, biological process: metal ion transport. The record is from RefSeq and is a predicted model, not a curated record. The transcript is spliced from 7 exons. Gene Ontology annotation, cellular component: membrane. Bases 29 to 1606 code for a protein of 525 amino acids.